UGGAAGCCAUAUGGUAUAUAGCUUUUGAUCCGUCUAAAAAGAAGAAGCUCGAAAAUUAUCCAAAAAUAUUUGUAUGUGCUGGCGUCCGUUCGUGUUUUAUAUUGUUUACUGACUUGAUAAGGCGAUGAUACCCCGAGCAAUGGAUAAAUAAUGCGGAAGCCAUUUUAGGAGUCUGAGACAACGGCGAAGAAAGGAGAAAGAAAGGCCGACCGCAGCGAUAAUACCCAAUGACCCAAAACAAAUUAGCAUAAUCAAGGCGCCCAAUGCCCAAUGCCCAAUGGCUGACCAUUGAGAGAUACAUCUAUAGAGAAAAUACACGCACUUUUGUGCCGCGAUCAUUAACGCGAUCAAAUGCAAAUGAGGCGACAUCAGUCAAGCGGCCGAAAGCGAAAUGUGCAUCAUCAGCUCGAUAAGUUUGGACUAGCAGCUUGGAUUGCAUAAUAGAGCCAACAUCAAACAACAAACCACAAACGACCUCAUUUCGGAAAUCGCAAAACACGCUGAACACGCCGAAGAUAGAGCCAAAGUUUUGCAUUAAGUAUACGCAACGUGGGCCGCUACAAUGGAUCUAAUGGAGCUGCUGCAUCAGCUGUUCCUUCACAUACUCGACAUAUUCAAGAUCUACGUCAAGUUUGCACUGAUCACGCUGGUCAUCUACUUCCUGGCCGAGUGGUACAUACUGCGAUAUGGAGCAGAAUUGGAGGCCGAACUGGACGCCCAUUUGGUGGAAGGUGCCGAACUGAGAGAGGAAUCCCCCGAGCGACCCGAAUCGAAUAGCACGCUAAGCAAGGUGUUUCGCUUUGUGGUAAACUUUUUCAUCCUCUAAGCGACUGGAAGUCGACUUGAACCCACUUGUCAAGGUCAAUCGCACAGCUGAAUCGCUGGCUUUUUCGCGGAAUUGCAAUUCAAUUCAGGCAGCCACAGCUCAAGGCUCCCGUCAAGAGAAUGUAAAAAUCGAACCAGUUGCAUUUAACAACAGAAAAUACAAAACAAAACUAAGGAAAAAAAAAAAUAAAAGCAAAAGCUGCAGGGUAAACACAAUCUUUAUAUGUAAUAAACAAUAACAAUAAGGAGCUGUAAAAAAACAA
This is a messenger RNA of Drosophila yakuba, 1088 nucleotides long. RefSeq lists its product as uncharacterized. The record is from RefSeq and is a predicted model, not a curated record. The transcript is spliced from 2 exons. Lineage: Eukaryota; Metazoa; Arthropoda; Insecta; Diptera; Drosophilidae. The coding region runs from base 563 to 826 and encodes 87 amino acids.